AUGGUUAGUUAGUUCCCGCCGAAUUAUAGUGCUCAGUCUCUCUGCUGAUGCAAAUCAGAGUUUAUAUAUUUCAUUCGUUUAUAUUUAUAUAAAUAGAAAUAAAUCUAUAGAUACACUUGACGAUGAUUACUUUUACAUAUAAUAAUUAUAAUAAUAAUCAGUUUGUUAUCCCUGGCCCUCCGGUGGCUGGUAAAUUCCCGGCAGUUAAACUGAAACCAUCAGUGUUGCAGUUUUUAUUGGAUAGACACAGCCGUUUUUCUAUUAAAACGGCCGCGUCUUCUUCGUUCGUUGGCCCAGGCAGUGUGGGAAGUUCUGAACCAUUAUCCACAGUCAAGAAGAAGAAAGGGAAGAGAAUAGCUGGGAUAGACCAGGAUGAAUUAGUGGAUCCCAAACUGUUAGCCGACCCAGACAGUUGCUUUUGUGAGUUUCAAGGGUUGCAACUCCACCACAAGAUAUGUGAUUCAGAAUCUGAAACUCACGACUUGUCGCAUGAUGAAACCGCUACAGAUUCAUCUAAACGACUGGAAAAGCUCAAAUUCCCAAUGAUCUUAUUACAUGGCUUUGGAGCCUCUUUAUUUUCUUGGAAUCCAGUUAUGAAGCGUUUGGCAAAGGUUGCUGGCUCAAGAGUUUUGUCAUUUGAUAGACCAGCCUUCGGGCUGACAUCAAGGGUAGACAACCCUUCACAAUAUGCCCCAACAGGCGAUAUCAAGGAUACAAAGCCACUUAAUCCUUAUUCUAUGGCAUUUUCUGUACUGGCAACCUUGUACUUCAUUGACUUCUUGGGUGCUGAUAAAGCAAUACUGGUCGGGCAUUCCGCUGGUUGUCUUGUAGCAGCUCAAACUUAUUUCCAAGCACCUGAACGUGUUGCUGCUAUGAUUCUUGUUGCCCCUGCAAUUAUAGCUCCAUCGACAUCCCACAAGAAAGUCAAAGCAAAUGACAAACAAGACAGUUCAAAUUCAGAUAAUCCAAAAAAUCCUUUCUUUAAUCUGUUGAGUAUUGUAUCGAAGUUUUCCAGAUUCAUAGCUCAAACGGUAAUACGUUUGUUUAAAGGAAUGGCUAGUAUGGUUGAUUCUCUGUACAAGAAAGCUUUAUCUGCUUUCCUUCGCUCCCCUAUUGCAGUAAUGCUGGUAAGGAUGGUUAUAGAUAAAUUUGGAGUAGCUGGCAUAAAAAAUGCCUGGUAUGAUGCAAGCCAAGUUACCGACAGCGUUCUUGAAUCUUAUACCAGACCAUUACGAACGAAGGGUUGGGAUAGAGCUUUGGUUGAAUUUACAGCAGAGAUGCUUGCUGGUUCAGUUCCUGAAUUAAAUCCGCCAUUGCCAGAAAAAUUGAAAGAAAUCUCAUGUCCAGUUCUGAUCGUCACGGGUGAUAGUGACCGCCUUGUACCAUCUUGGAACUCAGUGAAGCUUUCUCAAGCCAUCCCUGGAUCUCACCUUGAAGUAAUAAAGAAAUGUGGUCACAUACCUCAUGAAGAGAAGCCAGAGGAGUUUGUGAGGAUUGUUGAUAACUUUUUGACAAGUGUCUUCGGUAGAACAGAAUCACAACCGCUGCCAGCAGCAGUAUAAAAGAUUUAUCAACCAUCUUAAGCAGCGCCUGGUGUAGGGAAGAGUACAAAAUAUUCACAACACUUGAUAUUAAGCGACAAGCUAUGCUGAACAAAGAUAAUACUCGUAUAAUCAUAUUGGCUUUGGACAGGCGUGUCGGUGUUUCCUUCGUUGUUCAUAUUGGCCUGUUAGAAAAUAGGAUCAAUACUCGAUAGAUGUACCAAAUCUGGCCUUUUUUGUUGUGUAUAAAAUCUGUAUCACUAGACUAAAUCAUAUAUUGUGGAACGUACUUUUCACAUGCACUAGUGAAAUCCUAUAAAAUGCAUGCCAGAUUUGUUA
Molecule: messenger RNA, 1880 nt
Organism: Erigeron canadensis
Lineage: Eukaryota; Viridiplantae; Streptophyta; Magnoliopsida; Asterales; Asteraceae
Product: 2-hydroxy-6-oxononadienedioate/2-hydroxy-6-oxononatrienedioate hydrolase
Exons: 6
Coding region: 123-1562 (479 amino acids)
Cellular component (GO): chloroplast envelope
Molecular function (GO): catalytic activity
Source: RefSeq, a predicted model, not a curated record